AAAAACGUAAACGUAAAUUGUACGUUGUUUGCGUCAUAUGACGCCAUCACGUGAGCUGGUCAACAACUCAGCUGUUGUGACGCUUGCUUCAAGUACAAUCAAAAAUGUUAGAACUACAGGGCAACGCCGAUUAAAACAUUUUUAGUUACGUUUUCCCCAUUUAUAUUGUCUCUCAGUUACAUUGGUAUAUCACUAAUACAUAGUAUGGUUCCACACUGCUUCACUAUAGUCCAAUAAAAUGUGUUUUUUCCGGUCGCCUGACUGCGAUUUUGGCGUUCGAGGGAAAUGAGAAAAUACGAGCUUUUACAAAGGCCGUAAAGGCAACAUGAGACAAGCGAAGGAAAAAAGGGGGGAAGACAUCCACGUAUCGUCUCUCCUGCAUCCCAGCCGUGUAAUGUCCUCAAUGUCCAACGGUUCGUGUAUCGGAUGAAACGCUGCUCGCAGUCAAGCCGAUAACGGGGUCCACAGUGGCGGGGUGACGCGGAACAACCCACAUCGGUCCCGUUAGCUGCGACUCGCGAGAGGGACUAAAAAUGGAGCUGGAAGACGGAGUCGUGUACCAGGACGACCCGGGGACAUCGGCGAUGAUGUCUGAGCGGGUGUCGGGCCUGGCCAACUCCAUCUACCGCGAGUUCGAGAGGCUCAUCGGCAAAUACGACGAGGACGUGGUGAAGGAGCUGAUGCCGCUGGUCGUGGCGGUGCUGGAGAACCUGGACUCGGUGUUCGCGGAGAACCAGGAGCACGAAGUGGAGCUGGAGCUGCUGAAGGAGGACAACGAGCAGCUCAUCACCCAGUACGAGCGCGAGAAGGCGCUGAGGAAGCACGCGGAAGAGAAGUUCAUCGAGUUCGAGGACACACACGAGCAGGAUAAGAAGGACCUGCAGAACCAUGUGGACCGAAAGGAGUCCCAUUCACGGCAACUGGAACUCAAGAUCAAGAACUACGCCGACCAGAUUGGCAGGUUAGAAGAACGUGAAUUGGAGCUCAAGAAAGAAUACAACUCACUCCACCAGCGACACUCCGAGAUGAUCCAUAACUACAUGGAGCACGUGGAGAGGAUCAAAUUGCAGCAGAUAAGUGAGACUUCGGAGUCGAGCGCAGUCGCCCGAGUCAGGAGAGAGCGGCCCCUGUCUCUGGGGAUCUUCCCGUCCCCCGGUGGAGCGUCUCCGCUCAUCCCCGACUUGCUGGCCAGGGCGGAGACCCCGGGCACGGAGGGCUGGAGGUUCAUUGAGCCGGCGCGCUCCAACACCAGCUUCAAGCAGUUGGACUUUGUCAACCCCCCCAAGGCAAAGGAGGGUAAGGGUGCGCAGGACUCUACUUGGGGGAAUUCACUGGCAGAUGACUGCAAGGACGAGCUGUCGGUCCUCACCGGCUCCAAGUCGCCCCCCCCCAUUUCCUGCACGGCCUCCGACGGGAGCAGCAAGGGCCCGGAGGAGCAGGCUGCACCGGGGGGCGGGUCCGCGUCAGAGGGUUUGCCUGACAAUGAGAAGAGCUCAGAUGUGCAGGACAUCAUUGAGACGACCCCCGAGCUGGACAUGGAUGUCAUUGGAUACAAACCCUGCAGCACUCCUACCAAAGGGAUCGAGAACAUGGCGUUUGACCGAAACACAGAAUCUCUGUUUGAAGAGCUGUCCUCUGCAGGCAAUGACAUCAUAGGGGACGUGGAUGACGGGGCCGACCUGCUGGUGGAGUACUCUGACCUUAGUUUGAUUGGAAUGGGCCGGGAGGUUGAAAAUCUCAUUCAGGAGAAUUCUCAGCUGCUUGAGACAAAGAAUGCCCUGAACGUGGUGAACAAAGACCUGAUAUUGAAGGUGGACGAGUUGACCUGCGAGAAGGAGAUGUUGGAGGGAGAGAUGGAGGCUGUGCUGCAGGCCAAGAGCAAGCUGGAGGACAAGAAUAAAGAGAUGGAGGAGGAGCUCAAAAAGGUUCGACUGGAGAUGGAGGAAGCGAAACACAAAACUAAAGAGGAAGAAGACAGCGAUGUUCCCACGGCACAGAGGAAGCGCUUCACCCGAGUGGAGAUGGCCCGCGUGCUGAUGGAAAGGAACCAGUACAAAGAGCGACUGAUGGAGCUGCAGGAAGCAGUGCGGUGGACGGAGAUGAUCAGGGCCUCGAGAGAAAAUCCAACACUCACAGAGAAAAAGAAAUCCAGCAUCUGGCAGUUCUUCAGCAGACUGUUUAGCUCUUCCUCCAGUUCGCCCACUAUGAAGAAGGUGGAGUCCCAGUCCAGCAUGAAAUACAACGCACCGGGCAGCAUGGUGAAGAGGAGCAGCACUUUCUCCCAGUUCCCUACAGAGAAGUCAAAGACUUUUGACUUCCUCAAUGAAGAAAAGGACCAGUGCAGCUCGCCGUCGCGCAAAGAGCAGAAGAGAGCCCAGUACCGGCAGGUCAAGGCCCACAUGCAGAAGGAGGAUGGACGAGUCACGGCACACGGCUGGAGCCUGCCCAGCAAAUACAAGGUGGCAAAUGGUGGACAAGUGGAGAACAAAAUGAACUUACCUGUACCAGUAUACCUGAGACCUCUGGAUCAGAAAGAUGCUUCUAUGAAGCUGUGGUGUGCUGCAGGGGUCAACCUCUGUGGGGGAAAGACAUUACCAGAGCUCAUGAAGCAGUUAAAGGGCUCUCAGAGUAGUCUGGACCAGUUGGAACAGGAGAGCAAGGACCAGGAGAAAGGGGAGCAGGAGAAGGAAGUGAUCCUUCAGGAUGAGGUGUCCAGUAAGGUGUGGGUGUGCACCAGCACCCACUCCUCCACCAAGGUCAUGGUGUUGGACGCCAUUCAGCCCUCCGACUUACUCGACAGCUUCUACGCCUGCAACACCCACAUCGUCUGCAUUGCCAGCGUGCCGGGUGUCCUGGAGACGGAUUAUUCGGCAGGCGAAGAGGCACCUCAAGACCCGGAAGCCGGCCAAGGGGACAGAGUCUCACUGGCCGGCAGCGUGGGCUCAGCGGGCAGCGACGGCGCCGCGGCGACGGAGGGGACCACCGCCGUUCCCCAGACGGCCAUCGCAGGUGUCACCGAUCAGCCGGCUGAGCACAGUGGCAUCUCCAGCUCAGUGGAGCUGUCCAGAGAGACCAGUCCAGCGGAGGGCAGCGUUCCGACGGCGGAGGAGGCCACGGAGGCUAACGCUGGCGUGGGCGACGAGGGAGAGGAGGAGCAGGGAGCGGAUCCCAACCAGCCGGGAAUCUACACGGAGCAUGUGUUCACCGACCCACUGGGGGCGGGGCCCACGGACCCCCCCUUGGCCCGCGCACAGAGGGGCUGCGGAUAUGAUGGCGAGACUUCCUUUCCAGAAAACCCAGACCCUUCAGAUGGGGAAGUCCUCAGGAUGAGCAGCGCACUUCCCACCAUGUGGCUGGGGGCUCAGAAUGGAUGUCUUUAUGUGCACUCAUCCGUGGCUCGAUGGAGGAAGUGUCUUCAUGCCAUCAAGCUGAAAGACGCCAUCCUCAGCAUCGUGCACGUUAAAGGGAGAGUCCUGGUAGCUUUGGCCGAUGGGACGUUAGCGAUAUUUCACAGAGGCACCGACGGUCAGUGGGAUUUAACCAACUACCACCUGUUGGAUCUGGGUCGGCCUCACCACUCCAUCCGCUGUAUGGCCGUGGUCCAUGACAAGGUGUGGUGCGGUUACAGAAACAAGAUCUAUGUCAUCCAGCCCAAGGCCAUGAGGAUCGAGAAGUCGUUUGACGCUCAUCCCCGCAAGGAGAGUCAGGUGCGGCAGCUGGCCUGGGUCGGAGACGGCAUCUGGGUGUCCAUCCGACUGGACUCCACGCUCCGCUUGUUUCACGCCCACACCUACCAGCACCUCCAGGACGUGGACAUCGAGCCCUACGUCAGCAAGAUGUUGGGUACGGGUAAACUGGGCUUCUCCUUCGUGAGGAUCACAGCCCUGGUGGUGUCCUGCAGCCGACUGUGGGUGGGGACGGGGAACGGCGUCAUCAUCUCCAUCCCUCUGUCUGAAGCCAACCAGACGACGGGAACGGCGGCGGGCCGCCCCGGCAGUGCCGUGCGGGUGUACGGUGACGACGGAUCGGACGGUGCCACACAGGGCGGCUUCGUGCCGUACUGCUCCAUGGCGCACGCGCAGCUCUGUUUCCACGGACACCGGGAUGCCGUCAAGUUUUUUGUCACAGUGCCGGGUCAGGCGAUGCCGCCCCCAGGCGACUCCGGCUCCGAUGACCCUCCGUCGGAAUCCUCUGACGCAGCAACCUCCGAGCCCAGGACGUGCUUGGUCAUGAGCGGCGGCGAGGGCUACAUUGACUUCAGAAUGGGUGAUGAAGGCGGCGAGCUGGACGCUUUAUCGGAGCCGGCAGCCAGCCAGCAGUCGCCCCCCACCAAGGCCGAGCAGAGCCACCUCAUCGUGUGGCAGGUCACGGCCUCCCGUGAUUGAAUAAGAGAUUGUUGGACGCCAGGGCCGCCCACCAAACCCCUGCAUGUCCUUCUCAAAGCUUUUAAUUUGGUAUUAUUGAUUGUUCCUAAUGCCUCUGAGUUCACUACUUUGUAAGAAAAACAAACAAAAAAAAAACAAUUAUUUUUAGUCUGUUUUGUACAGUUCGUUCUUUAUGAAUUUGAAUUAGGUAAGUCGAAGUUUAUGUUCUUUUAGAAUAAGUCCAAAUGUUGGAGAGCCGGUGCUCACUGGAAAAGUAGUUUGAUCAGUUAACGUACUGAAGUCUGCCUCAAACAUGUUAUAAGGACAUGAAGGAUGAAAAGGAAAAGCGCUUGAAGCUAUUUUGCAUUUAUUGAAGUAUAUUUUAUAUGAGGCAGGUGAGACUUUUCCAUUUGUAAACCACAGGUCUGUUGGUGUGCGUGAAGGUGUCACUAUGCAUUCACUACAUUCAACCUUCUUAUUUUAACCAUUCAGGCUGAGCUCAAAUCAGGUUCCCUCCGAGUUAAAUUGCAAACACAAUUUCAAUUCAAGGUUCAAAUGUAUUGAAUGUGUCAACAGAGACUAAUUACUCCACUGUAUGGUCUAAUUAUUAGUUGCAUGCACGUACCAGUCGUUGAUUAAAUGUGCAUUUACUCAUCAAGAGUUAAAGGAUGAAACAGAAUUUGCAUUAAUAGUGAAUAACACAGUUUAUGUUUUAGGACACAAGCAGUUUGGGUCCUGCCACUAAGCAGGUUAGCAUUAACCUGCAUCUUCGUGUGUGUGUGUGUGUGUGUGUGUGUGUCGGCUCAAACGCUUCCAACCCGUCAUGGAGAAUCUGCCCUGGUGCUUCCUGUGUGCUUCAGCUCUUUGGCACUUUAAAAUGUUAGACGUUAGUCGCUUGAGGUUGGGAGGAACGCUUAUGCUGAUGUACACUACAAAACUGUGUGGUAAUAACCGGAGGAACGGAACAAAACGUACACAUUUCUGUAGCUGUGUGUGUCUGUGUGUGUGUGUGUGUGUGUGUCGCCCCGGGAACCAAAGGACGAAAGAAGAAGCACCGUUUUUUUUAAAUUUUUUUUAACAAAUGUAUCGUGAGUCCGAGCAUUGAGGGGAUUCACAUGUGUUUUUAGGGUGUCGCCCUGAGUGGAAAUGAAUGCUUGAAUAAGGGAAUACGACUAAAGAUAACAUUGUUUUGUUGCACCUCAUAAUGGUCACUGAAGGAGUCUGUCCAGACGCCUCCAUCAUUCCUUCUUUUGUUGUUUGCAAAUACAUUUUUGGGCCUGGAAGGCAAUUCUCUUUUGGACAUUACAUCAUGUGUCAUUUAGCUGAUGCUGUUAUCCAAAGCAACUUACAUCACAUUUUAACCCAUGGGAGCAAUCAGGGGUUGGGUGUCUUGCUCAGGUCUACACACCUCUACAUGGAGCAGCUGGGAUACGAACCAUCAACCUUCCGUCCCCCGGCGCUCCACGCGCCACCAUCGCCCCGUUACUUAUGUUUUGAGCUCGUGGGACGGUUUUAUUUAGUCAUUUGAUGGCGUUAGAUAGAAGGACAACUUCAUUAAGCAGGUGUCUUAAUUAGUUUUUAUAUCUGAAACGUUGGGCCAAGUUUGGUCUUCAGUCCAUUUCAAAAUGUUAACUUUCAUUUUUCUUUUGCCAUUCCAGUAUUUAUUUCCUUUGUCAAUGAGCCUGUGUUGGUUCAGAAUGUAACUUUCUACAUGAGCAAAAUGAAUUGGCAGGCUACUAGUAAACAAAAUCGUCCAAUGAGUUUACGUGAUUGUUAAUGAUGGUCAAAUGUAAUAAAUAAAUGUAAUUUUGAUAAGCCGUGAAAUCAAGGUGUGCCAACAAUAACUUGAUGGUUUUAGAAAAACACACUAAUGUACUAAGCUAUGCAUGUUUGUUUGUUUACAAAGAAGACUCCCUAUGUUUCCAUCAGUCUAAUGCCACCGUUUUGGGUGGGGUGGAAGUCUAAUGUGUGGUUGUGUGUACAGUACAUGUGUAGGAGCCACAUUUGUCCGUGUGUGUGUGUGUGUGUGUGUGUCUGUCACAUUUACCCGUUGCACCGGGCGUCUCUGGACAUGGUUCCUCCUCAUCAAUGUUUGUUAAAACAGCAUCAUAGUCUUAUUUUUAACAAUCUAUUAAACUCAAUUUCAUGGA
Molecule: messenger RNA, 6514 nt
Organism: Pungitius pungitius (ninespine stickleback)
Lineage: Eukaryota; Metazoa; Chordata; Actinopteri; Perciformes; Gasterosteidae
Gene: spag9a
Product: sperm associated antigen 9a
Exons: 32
Coding region: 534-4385 (1283 amino acids)
Biological process (GO): vesicle-mediated transport
Cellular component (GO): cytoplasm
Molecular function (GO): JUN kinase binding; kinesin binding; signaling receptor complex adaptor activity
Source: RefSeq, a predicted model, not a curated record